Acaulospora morrowiae is the source of this 1228-nucleotide messenger RNA. The record is from the annotation of a GenBank genome assembly. Lineage: Eukaryota; Fungi; Glomeromycota; Glomeromycetes; Diversisporales; Acaulosporaceae.
AUGGCCAAACCCACAAAAUUCAAGGAGGAUUUUAUAGACAUUGACGACGAAGCACAGAAUGCUAAUCAACAAACAGGUUAUGCCUGGGAGGAAGAAUAUAAGCGUAGUUGGGAUGUGUUACAAGAGGACGAAGAUGGUAGUUUAAAGCGCACUAUCGACCAACUUCAAAUUCGAAAGAGGAAAAGAUUACUUCGAGACACAUCGACUAUUAGACGCGGGAUCAUAAGGCACAUGUUUUUAAUAAUAGAUCUGUCUGAGGCCAUGAUGGAGAAAGACCUUCGACCAUCUCGACUUGAUUUAACAUUAUCUUAUGCCGAACAAUUUGUCCUUGAGUUCUUUGAUCAGAAUCCAAUCAGCCAACUUGGUAUCAUAGUGACAAAAGGGGGCGUUGCAGAAAAACUUACGGGGUUAUCUGGUAAUCUUGUGGAAAACAUAAUUGCCUUGAAAAACAAAAAAAAUGCUGAUGCAGAUGGGGAACCAUCACUGCAAAAUUCAUUGGAAUUGGCGCGUUCAUCAUUGAUUCAUGCCCCGGCUCAUGGUACACGGGAAGUUCUGAUAAUUAUGGGCUCACUGACGUCAUGCGACCCCGGAGACAUAUAUGAUACAAUUGAGAACUUGGUGAUGGAUAAGAUUCGCGUCUCCGUCGUUGGAUUGGCAGCUGAGGAUACUCUAAUUUCAGGAACAUAUGGAGUCGUCCUUAAUGAGGCGCAUUUCAAAGACCUACUUUUUGAAAUCAUUCCUCCACCACCAGUUCCCGUUGCCCAAAACAACACAGAACUUGUGAUGAUGGGAUUUCCAAGCAGUGUCAAUGAAACUUCGCCAUCCCUUUGUGCAUGCCAUUCUAAACCUACAUCUAGUGGUUAUUCAUGCGCUCGGUGCAAUUCAAAAAUAUGUGAUUUACCGACAGAGUGCCCUGUAUGCGAACUUACGUUGGUGUCAAGUCCGCACUUGGCACGUUCAUACCAUCACUUGUUCCCUGCGGAGAAUUAUAACGAGGUGCCGUGGAAUAGUACCACGGAGACACAUUGCUUCGCCUGUCAGAUGCCUUUCCCAACAUUUUCAGAUAACAAACAAACAAAUGUAGACAUACCUAGUGGCAUAUACACAUGUCCAAAAUGUAAACAAUACUUUUGUUUAGAUUGCGAUGUGUUUGUGCAUGAAGUAAUCCAUAAUUGUCCUGGAUGUCUAUCUACAUCGCAAAAUAAUAAUCUUAUAAUGGAUAUGAUGG